GGAGCCGCACGGGAACACUGCGUACGGUACCGGCCGCCAUUGAAGCUGCGUGUGCGAAGGACACACUGCGGCCUGUAAAAUUUUGCUGGCUUAAAAAGAAAUAGACAGUUCCCAGGUCCUGAUCUGCUCUUCCCAACCGCAGAGAAGCCAUGGGAGCCUGCUGCAUCCAGUAUUCACUGCUCAUCUUUCUUCUAGUACCCUUGCAUUGGACUCUGGCCCAAAAUACCUACUGUGAGGUGAGUCGAACUCUGAGUUUGGAAGACGAUCCAGGCCGUACCUUUAACUGGACUUCAAAGGCUGAGAGGUGCAAUCCUGGAGAAUUUUGCCAAGAAACGGUACUGUUAAUUAAAGCAGAAGGAACCAAGACCGUCAUUUUGGCCAGUAAGAGCUGUGUCCCUCAAGGAGUAGAGACAAUGACUUUCAUCCAGUACACUGCACCUCCUGGACUAGUGGCCAUCUCUUAUAGUAACUACUGCAAUGACUCCCUCUGUAACAACAAAGACAACCUAGCUUCAGUCUGGAAAGUACCAGAGACCACAGCAACUUCCAACAUGUCAGGAACCCGCCACUGCCCAACUUGUGUGGCCCUGGGGUCCUGUUCCAGUGCCCCCUCUAUGCCCUGUGCCAAUGGCACAACUCAGUGCUAUCAAGGAAGACUUGAAUUCUCUGGAGGAGGCAUGGACUCCAUCGUGCAUGUUAAAGGCUGCACCACUACGAUCGGCUGUAGACUGAUGGCUAAGAUAGUCUCAGUGGGACCCAUGACAGUGAAAGAGACCUGUAAUUACCAGUCAUUCCUACAGCCCCGAAAGGCAGAAGUUGGGGCCUCCUGGAUGCCCACCUCACUGUGGGUGCUGGAGCUUCUGCUUCCAGCACUGCUGCUCCCCCUCAUCCACUUCCCUUGAGAGGACACUGGGACUUUGGCUAGGAGGGAGCCUUCUGUCUGCUGAUACCAAUUGGAAGAAAUGGGGGUGGGCUGAAGAACAGAGAAAGAGAAUGCAUGUGUAUUUGACACAAAUAAUAAAACUAGUGAUUUGCUAUU
Messenger RNA from Arvicanthis niloticus (Nile rat), 1039 nucleotides. It is a transcript of the gene Tex101, whose product is annotated as testis expressed 101. Gene Ontology annotation, cellular component: plasma membrane raft. Gene Ontology annotation, biological process: regulation of flagellated sperm motility; binding of sperm to zona pellucida. The record is from RefSeq and is a predicted model, not a curated record. NCBI's taxonomy places the organism in Eukaryota, Metazoa, Chordata, Mammalia, Rodentia, Muridae.